This is a messenger RNA of Cryptococcus deneoformans JEC21, 2622 nucleotides long. Its product is annotated as vacuolar protein sorting-associated protein vps27, putative. Gene Ontology annotation, molecular function: phosphatidylinositol binding; ubiquitin binding; metal ion binding. The transcript has 6 exons. Lineage: Eukaryota; Fungi; Basidiomycota; Tremellomycetes; Tremellales; Cryptococcaceae. The record is from RefSeq and is a predicted model, not a curated record. The coding region runs from base 204 to 2456 and encodes 750 amino acids.
CGCCGUCUGCUGCCAGCCUCUUGCUUCCAUACGGCACUCCACCCCGCCCAUAUCCGCUGUCUCCAUUGCCCGCCACCGCCCUUCUCCUAGUCCCAACAAUUUGCUUCCGCGCCGAGAGUCCUUUGUCGCCGAGCACAAACCCAACCGCCAUUCCUCGCUGUAAUCCAACGUCGCAACCGCCCCUCCUACAUUAAUCAUCCAUCAUGUCAUGGCUAUGGGGAAGCACUACAAACCCGCAGUUCGAAGAGCUUGCUGAGAAGGCGUGUUCUCCUCUCAACCUCCCGUACCCACAAUCAGAAGACAUCGCGACCGCCUUGGAGGUUGCAGAUAUGAUCCGCUCAAAGGCUAUACAGCCUAAAAUGGCAAUGCAAAGCUUGAAGAAGAGGAUAGCCAGUAAGAACGGGAGAGUACAGAUGUAUGCCAUCGGACUUACAGACACCUGUAUCAAGAAUGGAGGAGAUCAUUUCUUGCUAGAAGUAGCUAGCAAAGAAUUUGUGGAUGAGUUGUCAAACCUCAUUAAAGCAACAACGACUAGCCCGGAAGUCAAGCAGAUGCUUAUCAAAUACUUUCAACAAUGGGCCCUUGCUUUCAAAUCCAAGUCAGAGCUAUCCUUCUUUGUGGAAGUCUAUAAUGAGCUCAGGGCUUCUGGAAUCACUUUCCCACCGCCACCCGCUCCUGUCCCUUCUCAUCUCUUGACAACAACCACUGCUCCUGCAUGGGUCGACUCUGAUGCGUGCAUGCGCUGCCGCUCUGCCUUCACAUUUACUAACCGUAAACACCACUGUCGCAACUGUGGUCUCGUAUUCGACCAAGCGUGCUCGAGCCACAGCAUGCCUUUACCCAAAUAUGGAAUCACGGAAGAGGUCCGAGUGUGCGACGGCUGCUGGGCUAAAGCUGGGAGGAACAAGGCUGAUGCUCCUGCCCCCGCUGUCCCCGGGCGUACGCCAAGGUCUAGAGCGGAUCUUGAUGCUGAUCUUCAACGAGCCAUCGAACUCUCUCUCGCGGAAUCUCAACAUAGUCAGAACCGCCACCACAGCCAUUUCACGCCUUCCGAGCCUCCUCUGGCGCAUGGCACUGUUGAAGAUGAGGAUGAGCAAAUGCGCCUUGCGAUUGAGGCUUCUCUUCGUGAUAUGGAGGCUCGUCCAUCAGCUCCAGCGGGCCUCGGUGAAGCGCCAGAACCAGAAUACAGACCUCUGCCAACAUUCGACCUUUCCCCAAGAGAGAAUGAGACGAUCUUGACGUUUAGCAACACAAUGGAUCAGAUGGCGGCGUACGGUGAGCGAGAUUUGAGAAGGUUUCCACAUGCACAUGUGUUGGCGGAGCAGGCUAAUACAGUGGGCGGGAGGUUGAGGAGGAAUGUGGAGGAAAAAAGCACAAAACAACAAAUGUUGAUGGAAAUGCAAGAUAAACUGUCCCAAGCUGUCAACCUCUACGGUCAAAUUCUGGAUGGACAACAGGCUUAUGCUGCUAAACGGGCGCACGAAGAGCAAGCGAGGAGGUAUCAACAACAGCAGAGCUACUACACCCAACAGUACCAGCCGCAACCGCAGCUGUAUGGCCAAUACCCUCCUAACGGCUACCAAGCAUUCGUGCCUCCUCAACAAGCCUACCAACCCCCUCAGCCUCAGCCCGAAGCCCAAGCUCAACACGCACCCUCCCUUUACCCUACGAUGCCUUAUACUACUCCCAAUUUUACUUCUCCUCCCCAGGAACGGGUUUACCCUCAACAAUCCCAUUCAUCGCCUUACAGCCAAUGGUCUCCCGCGCCAUCGCAUGUUCAGCCGGGAUUAGCAAGACAAGCGUCGGUCGUUGUCCCGCCCGUUUCUUCACCCGUUCCCGCUGGUGUGCAAAGACAGGCUUCUAUGACUUAUGGUGCACCUAUACCUGUAGCCGAGCAAUCUCAACGACAACAGCAGCAAUAUGCCUCUGCUCCUCCGUUCGCAUCUGGAGCGGCACCCGUCGACAUACCUUCCGCUCCUCCACCUGUUAAUCUCUCCACCCACCCCAACUCGCCCCAGCGACACUCUUACAUCCCUUCCCAUCCCCAAACCCAAACCCAAACCCAGUAUGAAUCUCAACCACAAGAAAUCCCGUCACAGCAAGAUAUGCAGUAUGGCGCGUCGGCUCCGCCGCCAGACUCUUUAGGUUCGUAUGUGUCGGAAGGAACGGUAGGAAGCGCCAAGUCGGGGCUUGAACAGGAGCAUGCGGCUUCACAGAUUCAACCCCAACCUCAGCCCCAGGCUUCCGCACAAACUCAAACACAGUCUCAAUCCCAAUUGCAGGCUCAACCCCAGCAAAACCAAUACGCUGCUCAAACACAGCUCCCCGCGGGAAUGUAUAACGCUGCCUCUUUCCCUCAACCGUUACCCCCAACCAUCUUCCCAGAUGCGCCCGUAGAAGCACCCAAAGGUUUGGAAAAGGAGGAGAAAGAAGAAGCUUUGUUGAUUGAGCUUUGAUCUAAUGCAAGAGGAGCGUGAUGUUGUCUUCAGAGGUUGUAUUAUAUUUUUAUUUUUUUCCGUGGCCCUAGCAAUGCAUUACUCCGUGUGUAGGUAGGCUCAUACGUGAAAAAUCUGCCAGUUGGAUACAGAAUAUUAAUUUGCAUGAAAUGAAGAUCCAACUCGA